GUGAUCGAAAUAAAGCAGGGAUGCGGAGGAAAGGAAGAAAUUAGAGACAGAGAGAGAGAGAGAGAGAGAGAAAGAGAGAGAGACUGUUCCGUGCUUGAAUGCGACUCACCUAAAAAUUCACAGCGUAGAUUGAGAAGAAAAGACGAGGAAGAAAGAAAGAGAGAGGAGAGUAAGACCGCUGUGUGAAACGAGCCCGGGUCGCUACUAUCAUCCGAAACACGGUGUCUGUUUCACCGACGUAGCGAGCAGCCUCACCGCGCCUCCUGCGCAUAAUCCUUGGCUCCGCACUGCUGCUGCCCGCCCGGGGAGAACUCUACCCGCAUCUCCCAGCAAGACCCGGAUUGGAUGCCUCUUCUUUCUGUGAGAACAGGUUUUGAUUCCAUCUGCUCCUGAUCUGUUUGUUAUCCUGCUGUAAUCCAGCUGGAUCCAGAUGAUGAAGCGCUUACUGUGGCUGCUUGUCCUCAACUCAGUGGCCCUGAAGGAAGCUGCUGGUGGUGACGUGUGUGUAUCGGGGCAUGACAGCGGGCCCGUGUUUGAAGAACAGCCAAGCAGUUUAAUUUACCCAGAGGGCCUGAUUGAAGGCAAGGUGACCCUGAGCUGUCAGGCCAGAGCCAGUCCAGCUGCUUCCUACAGAUGGCUUGUGAAUGGCACAGAGGUCCCGCUGGGUUUGGACCUGCGCUACACCCUGGUGGCCGGAAAUCUAGUGAUCAGCAGCCCCGAAUCUAUUCGUGACACAGGCUCUUAUCAGUGUCUGGCCAUCAACCGCUGUGGCACCAUCAUCAGCCGAGCAGCUAACCUAAAAUUUGGCUACCUCAAUGACUUCCCUCCGGACAGCAGGAGUCCUCAAACAGCAUAUGAGGGCAUAGGAACUUUCCUGGCCUGCCAGCCCCCACCACAUUACCCAGCUCUCUCCUAUCGCUGGCUAAUCAACGAAUUUCCCAACUUCAUCAAGAAGGACGAUGGCCGCUGGUUCGUGUCCCAGGUAUCGGGGAACUUGUAUGUGGCCAAAGCAGAGCCCAAUGACACUGGGAACUACUUCUGCUUCACCACCAUCAACAUGGACAUCAGCACCAAGAGCACAUUCAGCAAGGCCAACCAGCUCACUGUGCUCCCUGACGGCUUCACACUCGUAAACACCCUCGUCAUCGAAGGAGAGUUCUGGCAGGUUGAGGGUGGGGCCCUCUGCACUGGAGCCCGCCUUGGACGGCAUCAAACCGUCCACCUUCCUCCAUCGCAGUUUUGGGACUGGACUAUGAGACAAAAUAUAGAGAGAGGAGUUGGAGGGGACACCGUACAGGAAGAAGAUGUGGACCGGGUGGAGGUAAACGGGGUUCGUCUUAAGAUCAGUAACCUGGCCCUGGAGGAUUCUGGGAUGUACCAGUGUGUGGCUGAGAACAAACAUGGCACUAUCUACUCCACUGCUGAGCUCAGAGUCCAAGUUCAGGCUCCAGACUUCAGGCUGAAUCCAGUAAGGAAACUGAUCCCAGCAGCCAGAGGGGGGCAGGUGAUGAUUGAGUGUCGCCCACGGGCUGCCCCGAAGCCCAGCCUGUUCUGGAGCCGUGGGACAGAGCUGCUCACUAACGGCAGCAGAGUCACAGUAACUCCAGACGGAAUCUUGUGGAUCCACAACAUCAGCAGGGCAGACGAAGGGAAAUACACCUGCUUUGCUGAGAACUACCUGGGCAAAGCCAACAGCACGGGACACCUGUCUGUCAGAGAUGCCACUAAGAUCACGCUGGCUCCCUCCAACGCUGACAUCAAUCAGGGGGAGAAUGUGACGCUGCAGUGUCAUGCCUCCCACGACCCCACCAUGGACCUGACCUUCACCUGGGCCCUCAAUGGUGUCCUCUUGGACCUGGAGGACUCUGCCGGGCCGUACCACCGGGUGGAGGGGGUAAGUAGUCCUCUGAUGCACGAUGGAGAGCCCCCCGGGACCUCCUGGAGGUUUACUGACCCAGUUAACAUCGAGGGGAACGCAGAGUCGGCUCGAGUGAUGGGUCUGAUGCCCUGGAUGGAUUAUGAAUUCCAGGUCAUUGCCAGCAACAUCCUGGGCAGCGGAGAGCCCAGCAUGCCCUCACACACCAUCCGCACACAGCAAGCAGCUCCCACAGUGGCCCCCAGUGGACUUGGAGGAGGAGGAGGAGACCACAAUGAACUCAUUGUUACCUGGACGCCCAUGGCCAGAGAGUACCAGAACGGCGAUGGCUUUGGCUACGUCCUGGCAUUCAGGAAGAAGGACACGUCAUCUUGGACGGUGGUGCGUAUACCUCACGUGGAGUCUUCCCGAUACGUUUACUACAACGACAGCCUGACUCCAUACAGCCCCUUUGAGGUGAAGAUCAAGGCUUAUAACCGCAGGGGGGAAGGUCCUUUCAGCCAGAUCGCUGUGGUCCACUCUGCAGAGGAAGAGCCAACGGUGGGACCGUCCAGCAUCAAUGCCACGGCGCUGACCGCCUUUGAGAUCCAGGUUUCAUGGGAGGCCGUCCAGCAGCUCAGCGCCAACGGCAUCCUCAGAGGAUAUGAGACACAGAUGUACAAACACACCCAGACUCACACAGGAGUCUUCCCCUCAGCUCCUAAUCGUCGUCCUGGCAACGUGUCAUGGAAAACUGAUGGCUCGUGGGUAACUGUGAGGUGGGACCAUGUGAAAGCCAUGCACAAUGAGUCAGUUGUACUGGGCUACAAAGUUCUGUACAAACAUGAGGGCCAGACAGCGCUGAAGGUUCUGGACAAGGCGAAGACAUCGGUGAGCCUGCCGCUGCCAAAGGACAAUGGUUACGUUGUGUUGGAGAUCCGGUCCUGGGGAGAGGGCGGGGACGGCCCGGCACACGAGAUUAUUGUGUCCCGGGACUCAGGAACUGGUAUGAUGGUGCAGAAUGAUUCCUCCUCCACACUCUCCAAUCACCCCCUACACCUCCUCGCUGGCUUGGUUCUGCUCACUCUUGCGUCGUUGUCAGGCCUGUGAUCUCAGCCUGUCUGUGGACUUUUUACUUUUAAUGGCUUGAAACUGAAGCUGUCCUGUGUCUCAGCCUGUGUUUUGGGUUGGGGUGGGUUCCAGCGGUCGGGGGGAAGGUUGUAGCACUGCAGGGAUUGGAGGGGCGGGGAAGGAAGGAGGUAUUUUCCUUUUUUAAAAUAAUAAAAACAAAUAGGGUCUUUUUGGUUUAUGUAUUUGUGUCAGUAAAACCAUGCCUUAUGGGGACCAUCACAUCUGUGGCUGACGCGUCUCACACUUGCGUCCUUCAAACUGUAGCUGGCGAGACACGCAAACUUCAGGUGUAAAUUAUUCAUAGAAUUGAUGGUGUGUAUAGCUUGUGUACAAACAGUACAGUGUUACAUGUGAUGGCUGUUUGUUCACACUGAGAGCAACCUGGCUGAUAAUCCCUGCACUCUGACCGACUGUGGGUGGUGUGACAGCCGUAAAAAUCAAAACAGAUUUAAGUACAAGAUUUUGACAUUAGCUCUGUCAGGUAAUAAAUCCACAUAACAUUAAUUACAGUUGUUACAAGUGAAACUCAAAGCUAUCAGUUUUCACUGCACUUCAGUCCCUGAAAGCAACAUCCUCUAAAUAUAGUUAUAUGACGAAUAUAAUCAAAAUCCAUCUGACUGAGAAGAUGUGGACACACAUUACAGCAGUGGUUAAACAAAUGGCACAGCUUUAUUUAAACAAGUUAACAAUAAAAAUGCAAAAAAUAAAAGGGCAAACUUCAGAACACAAUCAGUGAGCAAAGAUACUGUACUACAGUGGUUCCCAAACUUCUUUCAUUAAGGUACCCCCACUGAUAUAUGUUCUCAGCCAAGUACCCCCUGACCACUGCAAAAUAUUUUUGGCAAAAAAAUAAAUAAAAAAUACAAUGCUGUGCAACAGUGUCGGAAUUAUAUAAGACUUAAUUGCUCCAUUUCAAGUGUUUACAAUCCAUCACUAAAUUUAUGGCAAACCAGUUUUUUAUAUCAUAAUGCAAUAACACUAAGACGGCAUUGAAGUUGCCUUGAACUGCGACUUUUUGAUGAGUUGCACUUCAGUUUUCUGUCUGGGAAACAUGAGUUUGUUCUUCACUGAAGAUCUUGGUCAUUCUCUAUGGCAGCAGUCAAAUUCUAUUCCAGAGGUUUUACUGCAGUUGACAGUUUAGGGCAGUUAACAUUGCAUUGAAAAUACGAAUACUGAGUAUAAAAUGCAAUUCAUGUAACUUACUUU
Messenger RNA from Morone saxatilis (striped sea-bass), 4192 nucleotides. It is a transcript of the gene cntn2, whose product is annotated as contactin 2. Gene Ontology annotation, biological process: cell-cell adhesion; brain development. NCBI's taxonomy places the organism in Eukaryota, Metazoa, Chordata, Actinopteri, Moronidae. The coding region runs from base 431 to 2965 and encodes 844 amino acids. Gene Ontology annotation, molecular function: cell-cell adhesion mediator activity. The record is from RefSeq and is a predicted model, not a curated record. The transcript has 20 exons.